AUGUCCGUGACCUCCCUCUCUGCGUACUCGCAGUACUUCAAGAAGCCUGCCUUCACGGUCCACAUCCCUCCUACGCUAUAUGUCGCCGGCUCGUCUGUCACUGGAGAGCUUGAGCUCGAUGCCAACCUCCUCCGAGACGAUGACAUCGAACGCAUAUAUGUCGAGUUGCAGGGAACACUCCUGACGAAGAACCGCAUUGCAGCAGAUUCCCGAGAAUUCAAGAUAGUCGAGAACGAGUUCCUUCGGAGAUCCACCACACUGUGGGUGCGCGAUGGCUCCGGACCCCCCGCGCUCGGGGACGUGAUGAGCAUCCCGUUUGAACUGCAACUUCCUACGGACGCGCCGCCGUCGUUCGGGUUCGAGACCUUCAUGAACAACGCCCAUAUACGGUACGCCGUCGAGGUCACUGGCGUCAGAACGGCGACGUUCGCCGUCAACAGGACAGUCAAGUUCCCCAUCGUCGUCCUCUCGAAUGAUCCGAUCGGCAGUGGGACGCGCGCCGAGCUCAAGCUUGGAUGGCCUAGCGAGUGGGGCAGGCUGAAGGUGGAGAGUGGCAUCCGGAGGUAUCCAUGGGGCGAUUACUCGCACGCGAAGAUGGAGCUCAUCGUCCCCCAUAUGGACACGUUCCCCCUGUUCACGGACAUCCCGUAUUCAAUCAUCAUCACCGCUCUCUCCGCACCGGUCAAGCGGAAAGGAAACGAGGGCCCAGACAAGAACCUCUACCCACCGAUUCCGCGCUCGGCGUCCGAGCUGGACUUUGAGAUGCGCCGCUUUGUCGACAUGGAGACGCCGUAUAAGCCUUCGAAUCCCGAAGAGCAUGUCGUCGACAUCAUCUCCAAGGCGCAUACACCGAUACCACCGGUCGAGGUAGAGAUCGGGGACUACCUGUGGGUACCUGAGCAGGGGCGUCAGGACCGUGGGCGGUGGCAGCGGAGCGUGACCUUCCACUCGCACAUGAAUCUGUGGUACACUCCGACAUUCCUCACCGAGGAGCUCAAGAUCAAGUACACGCUGCUCUUGCGCGUGGAGUUUCCUGGGUCUGGUAACGCCCUCCGCAUUGUCAUGCCCAUUACGAUUGGUUCCGGGGUCGAGACUUCCAUACCGCUCGACCCGGCAUCGCCCAAGACGAUUGACCUGCCUUCGUAA
Molecule: messenger RNA, 1146 nt
Organism: Dichomitus squalens LYAD-421 SS1
Lineage: Eukaryota; Fungi; Basidiomycota; Agaricomycetes; Polyporales; Polyporaceae
Exons: 4
Coding region: 1-1146 (381 amino acids)
Source: RefSeq, a predicted model, not a curated record